UCUCCUAUUGCUCUCCCAGAGGGAAAGCAAAAAAAAUCUGAGUUUCCAAAAAAUCAUUAUUCUUUUAUCAACGAGAUUCCGUCGGUCCGAUCCGCAAUCUUUGUCUCUCUCUUCCAGAAAAAAAAUUCUCUUACUCACACUCUCUCCUAUAUAUGCUCUAAAACUUUUGUUCCAGAUAACAAUUAUGGAUGGAAACACUGUUUCUAGAUUAAUGGGAAACGGAGCUCAUCAGAUCAACAGGAAGAUUCUGCAGACGUUUCAAAACAGCUUUGUUCAGGUGCAAAACAUAUUGGACCAAAACAGAUUGCUGAUUAACGAGAUAAACCAAAAUCAUGAGUCCAGAAUUCCAGACAACCUCGGACGAAACGUUGGUUUGAUACGAGAAUUGAACAAUAACAUGAGGAGGGUCGUUUAUAUUGAUAUUAAUCUCUCUAACAACUUCUCCAAAUCCAUGGAAACUUUGUCAGAGGAAGACUCAGCCGAACGAGGAGGAGGCGAGAAGAGAAUCAGGCCUGCUCUGAACUAGAGUUUUUAUAGUUAAGCUAGAGAUUGGGGGUUGUUUCUGCGUCAUUUGUUUUCUAUGUGGAUUAAAUGCAAAGAAAGUCAGAGUUGGAGGAGGAGGGGGAAAGGAAGCCGAGUGCUAAUAUAAAUCUCGUUUUCUGUUUGUCAACAGUUUAUUUAA
Messenger RNA from Eutrema salsugineum, 682 nucleotides. RefSeq names its product protein ELF4-LIKE 3. Bases 185 to 526 code for a protein of 113 amino acids. NCBI's taxonomy places the organism in Eukaryota, Viridiplantae, Streptophyta, Magnoliopsida, Brassicales, Brassicaceae. The transcript is spliced from 2 exons. Gene Ontology annotation, biological process: entrainment of circadian clock; positive regulation of circadian rhythm. The record is from RefSeq and is a predicted model, not a curated record.